CAAUUGUUUAUCCUUCGCCGUUCUCUGCGCCGAGAAUGUCAAACCAGUUUGAGGUUGAGUGUCUCCUGAUCAAAGCUGUGUUUAUUCUUGACGUAAACCACAAUAGUGGAUCUGCUGCGUAAACGGAAUCUGGAUCGUAUCGUGGAAUAUAUAGAAUAUAUAAAUUAUAGACUAGUCGUUGAGAUAUAGCAUAGUGUCAGUGCCUGAAAUUUAGCUAUUUGGCACAUAUUCAGUGAAAUGUAUUUUGCACCGUGACUCAAGUUCGAGAAUUUUUGGAUUUCGUUACUUCAGUUCGCGGUGUGUCAAUUCUUUCGAUAAAUAUUAGAAAGGACUUCUCUACGUGACAGACGAUGGAUGACGUAAAUAUUAAUAAGAUAUGUCUCGAUAUACAAGAGGUAGAGUUGGACGGAGAAGAGAAAGAGUGGGUCAAAUUAAGCUGGAUUAGCAGUCAAAGUGAUGACGAUGGAAGUUUUCAGUCAUCGGGGAUACAGAGGGAUUCGGGUAACGAGACAGCACAGAUGAAAGAUUGUGAUAAUAAAGUAUCGUUUACAAAUGCAGAAUUAGAGGAUAUAUCCGAUGGUAUAUCAGUCAUAACAGAGAGCGAUACGGAUGCUGUUAAUACAAAUCUCUCCCAAAUUUGUCAAUUUAAGCCACUCGAGUCGCCGCAAAUGUUGGAAGUGCAAAUAAGUAGACAGAAAGAUAUAUGGAACAUUCUUAUUGCUUGUGUACUCGGUAUGAUUAUCGGCUUGUCUCUUAGUCAUCUUUUCACAAUUCCUGAAACCUGCCCAGUCUCAGAUGGAGUCGAUGCUGAAAGUCUCAGGACCGCGAGUCAUAACAUUGUUAAUACUUGCAAGGAAUUGACAGAUGUGAAAACUAUGCUGAAUGAAAUUAAAGCACAUAUUCCAGCUGAUGAGAAAAUUACGAAGCAAUUUUCAACACAAUUUUUCGAGAUUACUGAUUCCUCUAAUAAGACAAGUGAUAAGCCUGUCGUGGUUAACAAGGAUGUUUUCAAUUCUACCUCACAUCCAUUGGAUCAACUUCAAGGAUCUUUACAUGUACUAUCAUCGUUGGCGUUUAUUUAUGACGAUAAUGGUUCUUUGAAAAAUAAAAUAAAUAAGACACUGGAUAUUGUAAACAAUACAAAACUAUUUUAUGAUACAUUAAUAUUACUUACCAAUAACACACAAGACGAGUACAAUCCUAAUGUCUCGAACUUUUUGCAGCACAAGCAAAUGUAUACUACUACCAAGUUACUUCUCUCCAACUUAGCAGAAAAAGUGAGCAAGGUAACAUCAAAAGUGUACAAUAAAUAUGAUAAAGAAAGACACAGAUUGAAUAAAAAAUUGUGUCUUUUGAAAAGCAUAUUGCCCGAUGAUAAAUUUUUAAAACAAUUGACCGAGAAUAAUCAGAUGUUUAAAGAUUAUGACAAGUCUUGUUUCCCGAACUAUACAUCAAAAAAUUUGGAUAGAACGAUUACAAAAGAUAAUACAAAGAUGAAGGAACAGAUUACAAAAACUGAUGAUACAGUAUUGCAUCCAAAGUAUGAUAAACAGAACAGCCAUAGAAUUCAUGAUGAUAAUAAAGAGAACUCUUUUAAAAAUAAAAGGAAUAAGAAGCAAAAUAUAGACAAAUCUACUAUGGAGUUUGUGCGAAACGCCAGUCAUAAGAUACAUAAUACUUCUCAGUUACUUCUCUCUGAGGUAAUAGAAAAUAUAAGCAACUUAAGACGUAAAUUUUUAAAACAAUUGAUUGAGGAUUAUGAAAGUGACAAUGAAGAUAAAGAGUCGGUUAAGGAUGAAAGAAAAGACGAUUACUUACAAUCAAAUACAAUAUCAAAAAAUGACAUAUUAAAAAAUAGUUUUGAUAACAUCUUAAUGCAGCUGAAAAAUACGUGUCCACUUUCAACUAACUAUUGUCCAAAGUUUAAUCUUAACACGAGCACAUUUGACACCGUAUCAAAUGUAAGAAAUCAUAAGACAAAGAAUUAUAAACAUAAGAAACAUACAAAUAGCAAGAAGACUAUGGAUCGUAGAGAUUCUGCAAAAAUUUUGCCUGUAGAAGGAGAAAGCAGACCAAGGAAAAAAGAAUAUUUUAAAUCGAAUGGCUCCACCAAAAAAAUCGUUAAUGGCAAAGCGGCUUAUGAAGGAGAGAAUAUAUCCUCUCAGAAUAAAAUAAAGAAUCAUAUAUCAGAGCACACCGUUGAUUGUGAUAAAUCUAAACACUCUUCGCUCGAUAGUCGCACAAUGAAGCAAGAUAAUCAGCAUUAUACAGAUACAGACAGAAACAAGGCAUUUUACAAAUACAGACAGGGCCAAAUAAGGAGUGACAACAAAAGAUUUCAUGAGUAUAAAAAGCAACUUGACGCUUCGGACUGGUAUUUUCGACGAGCUUUUGCCCGUAGAAAUGCACGAAGACAUGCGGAAUAUAUAUAUCAGAGGAAUAUGAAGUGGAAGAACCGUCGAUGAAUAGUAAAUUAUUAACACGGAGAUACAUGGGAUAUUUUUGCACGCAAACUCUUAAUGUGUAUAAAAUAUCCUACAUAGCAUAUUUAACACGUAUUCUCAACCCUCCAUUAUCUUUAUUAGCAAACAAACGUUAGUGCUCUUGUAUGAGCGCCGCACCAGUAUGUGUGUCACUGUAUUAGUGCGGCGUUGUUAUAGUUUUCUCAGUCAACAUAGUCUUGUAAGAACAAGAGGAUGAGACAUCGAUCCGUCACACUAAAGCUUAUAUUUGGCAACGCGUCGACUGUACGUAUUCGUUCUCACCAUGAGCGCUGCGCUCAGAUAUAUCGCGCAUUAACAUUUUCAAAGUCUAAUCUAAAAAUUGUUCUAACGAAAUUUUGGAAAAUAAUUAUACAAAUAUAAUCUAGAAGGUUGUAAGUGAUAAGUCAGAAAGUUUCAGAGUCAACUUUUAUGCUACAUCUAUGCAAUUAAAAAUAUAAAAUGUGAACUGAGCAUUCGCCUCAUACAAGAGCAAUGGAGGGUUUAUAAAUAUUCCUUGAAUAUCCAAAUGAUCUGCAAUAUCCAGACAUCGAACCAUUUAUUAACAUUGACAUUUUUGCUGUUACAAGAAGAUAUCUAUACUGAAAAGAAAAAUCCUAGAUCGAAAAAAAUAGAAUUUCUAGAAAGUAGAUAUCAUAUGCCUCAACAGAGAAAAAAUUACAACAAUAGAAAUUACAUCAAUGAAAUAAAACAAAAAAUAGAACGAAGUACAUGUAAUGUAUCUCAUACGCGGUAUUAUAUUUAUUUGUAGGUUCUGACAAGGGAAGGUUCAGAACUAAAUUCUGCCGAUUUUAAUGAAACUGGGCAAGAUUACAGAGAAAGUUUCCCCGAAUGUAAUGUUAUCCCUAUUUGGCUGCCGACGUUCAACCGUUUUCGAGAUAUUUUAAUAAUAAAUUUAGUGGUGUCUUUAGAGUAGAGUUUAUUAGGACACGCACAGGCGAGUAUUUGUGGCGUAAUGAAUAUAGUAACUCCCUCAUAAUUAUUUUAUUUAUAUGUUAUUUAAAAUUAUGACUAUUUAUAUUAUAAUUUAUAUAAUAUAGAUUUUUUAUAUUAAAAUAAUUUAUUUUUUAUAUCAACGAUAAUUAUUUUUAUCAUAAAACAUAUAAAAAAUCCAGUUACCAUAUUCGCUACGCCACAAAUACUCGUCUGUGAGUGUCCUAAUAAAUUCUACUCUAAAGACGCCACUGAAUUUACUAUUAAAUAUCUCUGAAACGGUUGACCGUCGGCACUUAAAUAGAGGUACCAUUACAUUCGGGGGAACUUUCUCCGUAAUCCUGCCAAGUUUCAUCAGAAUCGGUGGAAUUCAAUUCUAAGUCUUCCCUUGUAAAAUCUUUUUUCUUCAAAAAAUUAUAUUUUCUUAACGCGCUACAUAUGACAUCACAUAUAUUUACUGUCUUAUACGUAACUUUAUACAAGAAAUAAUAAGGAAUUUAAUGAAUACCUGGAAAUUUGACAUAAUGGAUAUUCAAGAACAUUGGAGGUUUACAGGAAUCAUCUGUAAAAUGGUUGUGUAGCAUCAGUAUGUAUAUAUAUUGCAGUAUCAGAAACUUUUAUCGCAAAUUCGCAAUGUGAUAUGAAAUUGUAUGCCAUUAAUGAAUCUCAAUGGUAGUGAGAGAUUAAAGGGCGGCGUGUUGUAGAUAUUAUAGCUGAUAGAAUCUCACGGUAUCAAUCUCGUGAAACACGCGCGACUUGCGCGCGUCAAGAAGUUACAUGUCGUGACAAUGAUGUUGUGAUCGUACAUACCAAGGUGAUCGACGAGAGAACAGUAUUCACAAAGCGACCUCGUUUAUUUAAUAAUAUUACCUUAAGCUGAGUCGCGUCCGUGACAUUCAGCCGCCCGUGUAUAAUAAUUUUUUACCAUCUUGCACGAAAGAGUACAAGAUAUAUGUAGAUGAGUAAGUAAGCAAAAAGAGAAAAUAUACAUUUUAUAAUAAAUAGACGUGUAUUAUUUACAGUUAUAUAUAUAAAUAUAUAUUUA
Molecule: messenger RNA, 4479 nt
Organism: Temnothorax curvispinosus
Lineage: Eukaryota; Metazoa; Arthropoda; Insecta; Hymenoptera; Formicidae
Exons: 8
Coding region: 351-2465 (704 amino acids)
Source: RefSeq, a predicted model, not a curated record